Messenger RNA from Phytophthora infestans T30-4, 2610 nucleotides. RefSeq names its product ATP-binding cassette protein, putative. The coding region runs from base 1 to 2610 and encodes 869 amino acids. Gene Ontology annotation, molecular function: ATP binding; ATP hydrolysis activity. Lineage: Eukaryota; Oomycota; Peronosporomycetes; Peronosporales; Peronosporaceae. The record is from RefSeq and is a predicted model, not a curated record. The transcript is spliced from 6 exons.
AUGGAGCAAGUCGUGGCGCAGGCCCUCGCGGGCACCCUACGUGGUCUGGACGAGACCAUCCUCGAGUAUAUUAGCGGUGCUGUGGCCGACCAGCUGGCGGAUGAAGUGCCCUCCGAUGUGGCAGCCUUGGAAGAGCUACUGGCCGAGAGCGUGGCACCAUUCCUACUGAGCGUGGGUUUCUGUGAGGACGAGGCGGCCGCCUCCAAGCUCUGUGCGUCGCUGGCGGCCAAGCUAUUGGUCAGUCCGGAGCUUCAGGUGACAGGUCCACAGCAGGAUGCGGUACGCGUGCUGGAAAAAACUCAGAGCAUUGAGGAGCAGGCGCGCAAGGAUGAGGGUGCAGCCGACGCCGAGCAGCUGAUGGCCCGCAUGUGGGGCUUCGACAAGAUCCGCAAGACUACUAACGACGAGCUGGAGGCACAACAGUCGGCACUUUCGGCGCGUCAGGUGCGCAAGCAGAUCAAGCUGGAGCAGCUCACGGCCGACCGCGAAGAGGAGCAGGCUGAACUGGACCGCGAGUGGGAAGACGCGCGUUUCCUGCCGGAUCUGACGCAGGAUAACGGCGAGAAGGACAUCCACGUUCCGAGACUCACCAUUAACUUCAAGGGUAAGACGCUGCUGUCCGACACCGCGCUCAAGAUCGUGACCGGGCCGUCGCUACGGACUUGUGGGCAAGAACGGAGCGGGAAAACGACGCUGCUCAGAUACAUCUCCCACUACGAACUUGAAGGAUUUCCAAGACAUAUUCGCAUCCAAUUGGUGGAGCAGGAGUCGGCUUCUAAGCUCAGUAAGGAUGACCGUAGCGUCCUGGAUGUCGUACUAGCCGCAGACUACGAACGCACUAUGUUGCUGCAAGAGGAGAAGGAGCUCACGGCCGAGGAGGCCAACCAGGGGGCCGAUCACAGUGUGCGUCUCAAAGAGAUCUAUGAUCGCCUCGUGGACAUCGACUCAGACACGGCCGAGUCUCGUGCACGUACGAUCUUGAGUGGCCUGCAGUUCCCUGACCACGUUGUGGACGGCCCGGCCAAGGCCCUUUCUGGAGGUUGGAGGAUGCGUACGGCGCUGGCCGGCGCGUUGUUCAUGGCUCCCGAUCUGUUGCUGCUUGAUGAGCCAACGAAUCACUUGGAUCUUGAAGCUGUGAUCUGGUUGGAGCAUUAUCUAGAAAAGUACGAGAAGCAGAUGAUCGUGGUGUCCCACGACCGAAACUUCCUGAACGCCGUGACCACCGACAUCGUUUACUUGACGAACCAGAAGCUCACGUACUACAAGGGCGACUACAACACUUUCGAGCACACGAUGAAGGAGAAUCUGCGUCAGCAGCGCAAGGCCUACGACGCCCAGCAGAUGAAGAUCCAGCACAUGCAGGAGUUCAUCGAGCGCUUCCGCGCCAACGCCAAGAAGGCUCCAUUGGUUCAGUCGCGUGUCAAAGCACUGGACAAGAUCUUACGUAACGAGCUCAUCGACGAGCCCGAGGAUGAACAUGCUUUCCGGAUGCAUUUUCCACCCCCGGAGCCGCUCGGCCGACCCAUUAUCGCCGUCGAGGACGUGGGCUUCCAGUACUCACCACAGUCGCCCCUGCUGUUCAAAGACGUGCACAUUGGCGUGGAUAUGUCAAGUCGGAUUGGUAUUCUCGGUGUGAAUGGAUCGGGUAAGUCGACGCUUAUCAACAUCAUGAUCGGCAAGCUUCGGGCCUCCGAGGGCUCGGUGACGAUGAACCCGCGCCUACGUGUGGCCACGUUCACACAGCACCACGUCGACUCGCUGGACUUGUCCAAAUCUGCUGUGGAGAACAUGAAGGAGCUGUUCCCUGGCCACGAGUCGGAUGAGUUCCGCUCUCAUCUCGGUCGCUUCAACCUGUCGGGCGAGCUGGCUAUUAAGCCCACGCGUACACUGUCCGGUGGUCAGAAGUCUCGUGUCGGCUUCGCGCUCAUGACGUGGCGUCUGCCUCACGUUGUGGUGCUUGACGAACCGACGAAUCACUUGGAUAUGGAGACUAUUGACGCUCUCAUUGACGCUCUGCGUGAGUACAAGGGAGGUGUGGUGAUAGUGUCCCACGACCAACACUUUGUGCAAAGUGUGUGCGAGGAGUUGUGGGUGGUGGGCGACCAGAAGGUGGCUCGCUUCAGAGGUACUAUGGGUGAGUACAAGAACCGUGUGCUGACCAAGAACUUCUUUCUUGCUGUACAUGAGGAACAGGGCAAACUCUUCUCUGCGCGUAAGAUCAGGUACGGACACCAGGUCCUCAGCGUUGGGAUGAGUCUCAAAACUAAUUGUUUGCAGUGCAAGAAUCUGCGUGUGCAAACGGCGCAAGUACUCGGCAUGGAGCAAAAUACACUUCUGAAUACUGUUGUGCUGGAGCCGCAGCUGGUCGUGGACGUCCACACCACCCAUGCCGCGGGUGUCGUCCACAACCAGCUGUGGGCAGGGCACCGUGCUUCGUGUGCCAUCUUUUCCCAAUCGCAAAAUGCUGGCAGGAUCAUCUGUCGUAUUCUCUCGGGGAUCCCAAUCUGUAUCAUCCGGAGCAGCAGCGCUCUCCACCCCAUUUUGCUCUGUAUCAUCCUGAGCGCCAACCACCGAAGAUUUCGGUACCUCUGGUCUGGAAGCCAGCUGUGA